This is a messenger RNA of Suillus paluster, 1465 nucleotides long. Its product is annotated as pyridoxal phosphate-dependent transferase. Lineage: Eukaryota; Fungi; Basidiomycota; Agaricomycetes; Boletales; Suillaceae. The transcript has 9 exons. The record is from RefSeq and is a predicted model, not a curated record. The coding region runs from base 221 to 1465 and encodes 414 amino acids.
AGGCCUGAGGCCUGAAUCGUGACCGCAUCACCGACCGUGGCCUGCUACUAUAUCAAGUUCCGUGGCUCGUGGUUGGCUCACCGUGAUAUCUGCUCAUUGAUCACCGUUGUUCAUAGUUGCUCAUGCGCUCCCACGCUGAGUCACCUUGAGUCGCUUGCUAUAGGUUUUAAUUGAUCGUUAAGCUUUGAUCUUGGUUGCAUACUGCACUGAGUCUGUACCUAUGAACGCCAUGGCCGCCACGAAGACCCCAGUGUCCUCUGAGUCAGCCCCGAGCACAGUGAAUGAGUUAGACAAGCAGGCACCACCCCCAUUCGGGCACUCGAUGCACAAGCUCUUUGAGUUUGAUCCAUCUUACGUGAACCUCAAUCAUGGUUCAUAUGGUUCAUUACCCAUGCCAGUUAGAAUUGCAUGCGAUAAACUCGCCACUCGCAUCGAAGCCAACCCAGACAAAUUCAUACGUAUCGAAUGCAUUCACCACUGGAACGAGGCUCGUACUCGAGUCGCCAAGCUGAUAGGUGCAGAGACUGAUGAGUGCGUUUUGGUGAAUAAUACAACGCACGGUAUAGCCACGGUUCUCCGCAACUUCGAGUGGCAUGAAGGAGAUGUCAUUAUUGGCAUGACUACAACGUAUGGUGCUGUGUCCCGAGGGAUCAUGUAUCUUGGAGAUAUGCCACCACAUCCACAGGUGUCCACUUUCAAUCUUCAAUUUCCUACCACACAUGCAGAGAUACUGGAAAGCUGGCGAAAACACAUCCGCCGAGUGACUUCCGAAGGGAAUGACCUCCAGCAGACCCGCAAGGUCGUUGCCGUAGUAGACGCCAUCGUGUCGAACCCUGGUGUACGUCUUCCUUGGAAAGAAAUGGUGACCAUUUGCAGGGAUGCAGGCGUUUUGACAGUAGUCGAUGCCGCGCAUUCAAUUGGCCAGGAAGUAGACAUCAACUUGUCGGAGGCAAAGCCUGAUUUUUGGGUAUCGAAUUGCCACAAAUGGCUCUUUGCAAAGAGAGGCUGCGCAGUCCUUUACGUCCCCAAGCGGAACCAGCAUAUUAUCAAGUCCCCUAUAUCCACUCCACACAAUUAUCUCUCACCUCAAGAUGAGGACUACAACGGCCCACAAAAAUUCGUGAGGCUUUUUGAAUGGACAGGAACCAUAGAUUAUGUACCCCUCCUGAGCAUCAAUGCAGCCUUAGACUUUAGACAGUGGCUCGGUGGCGAGCAAAAGAUAAACGAAUUACUCACAAUCUUGCAAUCGCAGAUGCAGUUUUCUGCUUUUAUGCCGCAUUUCACAGUCCUUGGUCAGGUCAAUGUGGAACUGCCCAUUCCUGGGGAGAUCAAAUAUUCGGAUGAAAUCAAUGCCCUGCUGCAAAAUACGUUGUUGAUCGAAGUGGAACACAUUUCGGAUUUCGAGGUUCUUGCGAAUGCUUUCAAGGACGCGUGUCAAAAAGUUGUGAAGUUUGCGAGGCAAUGA